Molecule: messenger RNA, 2450 nt
Organism: Dicrocoelium dendriticum
Lineage: Eukaryota; Metazoa; Platyhelminthes; Trematoda; Plagiorchiida; Dicrocoeliidae
Source: the annotation of a GenBank genome assembly
CGGCGUCGGUUACCAAUAGUGAAGUGUUACAGGCGAGUGAAUUCUAGCGUUCAAGAUUCAUUUCAGUUAAUCAACGAUGAUCGAUUCAUCAAAGUGCUGUAAACCCAGACGGUACGAUCCGCGUCACCAUGAUGACAAUGCGUCCUGAUGGUGUAUGUUCACAAAAGAGUCAAACCAAGUACAAACAGUUUGUCGAAAGAAAGACGAUGACAAAAGCAACCUUUUAGGUUGAGAAGGUUUUACAGCAAGGGGAUGCCACCGUCGUUUCGGAGAAGUAUUCCACACUGAUGGACAGCAAAAGGGUUAUGAGACGCGCGGUCACUCCAGAAUCGAACCGAUGGAAACUGCCUCCCAGUUCCGUCGUCGGACUUCCUCACUGGGUCCGAACUAUCGAGAUGCGAAUAAGGCUCCUUCGAAGAAACGUUUGGUGCGGAGUCUUUCUCGACAGUCCCUGGAUCAUGCUGACAAUUCAACUAUACCUGGCUCAAGCAAUUUACGGCCAAGGCAACUCUCCUGCCUUUCUAUCGGAAACGUUCUCCGCUGUCUUGUAUCACAACCGGAGUCCUGCUAUGUACGAUGAAUUCAAAAUUCAGCUUCCCACGAAUUUGGACGAAAACCACUACUUGUUGUUCACGUUCUAUCACGUCACAUGUCGGCCAAGAAAGCUGCAUUCGGAUGGUGAUCUGCAUUGUGUGCUCGGCUAUUCGUGGCUUCCAGUUCUGCACAACGGUUCACUAUGUGAUAUGGACGUUAAUUUGCUUGUGAGCAGUUUAAAACCCACGCCCUUGCUUGCCAGACUUCGGCCCGAGUUGAAGACUAUGACUGAGCAGUUUCACAUGAGCUCUUUCAAGUGGCUCGAUUCUACCCGCGAGUUGUUCUCAGUGAGUGUUGUGACCGUGUCCAGUAUGUAUCCCCGUGAUACAUGCGUUGAAUACCUUUUGGACGCUUGCGGCCCUGGGAAGCUACUCGUCACCUUAAAGACACUCGCGUCACCCGGAUGUGCUACACCUCUAGUGGAACAUCUCCGCACGGCCUCACUGCAGCAGCUGGUCGCAUUUUUUACCCCCUUAAUGGAUGGCUUUUUACGCUUACUUUUUGCGGGCUGUUCGCUCUGUGCUCCACAUAACCUCAUCACGUCGGAUGCGAACGAUGCGCCUGCAUUCGCCGCACUCUCCUUGCUCUGUCACUUUGUGGAUCACAUCUGUGGAUCCUUCCCGGAUUGGAAUGAUUCGCAUGGGCGAAAUCAACUCAUCGUUUCCUACCUGUAUGGUCCACAAGCGAAGCCGGAGAUGGUUUUUUGGGCUCUUUUCUGCGGCUCGCCGAUAUCUGGCAUACCCGUCAUGAGGGAAUUGCUGAAGGACACAUCCUUCUUUACUGACCCCACUCAUGCGUGCAUACCAGGGCGAAUUACCCGUCUCUUCCUUGGGAAGCCAACUCGUUUGGGUCUGAUCCCGCUGCGCAGCUGGUGGUUUAUCUUCGAGUUGUUAGUACGCUUGCUUGCUGAGUUUCUUACGGAUGUGUCACAGAAGAAGGGAAUAGAGCCCUUGGGAGCUGCUUUGUAUACAUUUUUGGAUCCUAUUCUCAUCGAAUGGAGCGUGGUAUUCCGGAUGCUAACGAAGCAUCUAGUUAGCAACGUCCCAUUUUCAAUAAAUUAUGGGACAAUCACUUUGGUGAACCGAGCAAUGGCUUUUUUGCUUUGCGAUCUGGCUCCGCUUACUUCUGCUCAAUUUCUGGCGACCGAACUGUUCUAUUACUGCGAAGCGGUCACUCAGCAGCUGUCACAUGCUGUUUACUCCCUCGAUGAUCAUCAAACACAGGCAGCGGACGACCCAUUAACCCAAUCUGUUCGUUAUAAACUGAAAAAUCCAUUCUUCCGUAUCGGUCAACGCGCUGCCAAACUCGGACCUUCAGAGCAGUCUGCUGCUUCGUUGGUUUCGGAGUGGCAUAGCUUGGAUGCCAUUGUUUCCCACCGAAACAUCAGUAAAUAUUCCAUCUUUACUUGCGGACCCACGGAUUUAUACCCCACCGACUUUCAUACUAGAUUCCACUUGGGUUCAACGGAUGUGAAAACUGCGGUCACCGAGAUUCUCGAGCGCGUUCUCUUGAGCCUGUUGCGAUUGGACGCAGGACGCAGUCUACUCACUGUCGUUGACUCCGAAGUAGGUCAUCUGCUCCCUUUUCAAACUCCGGAGGAGAAUUCGAAAGGCAUUUCGGUUCUGGGAACUCUGUUACGUGUGCUGUUCUAUGCGCUAACAUCCAAACAGCAUACAAUGGCCUAUAGCAACCUACUGCGUUGUAUAGAACUUAUCCUGGACGAAGUGAGUAUCUUUCCUUAUGUAGACGUGCAGCUCCACCUAUACUUUUAUGAUAUCCAUCACUCUGAUUGGCAUUUCCCUUCUCUUCGCUCAGUGAUACUACAGUAUGAAACUAGUGCUCAUCACAUACUUUAG